Messenger RNA from Oryzias melastigma (Indian medaka), 3116 nucleotides. RefSeq names its product family with sequence similarity 83 member Fb (gene fam83fb). NCBI's taxonomy places the organism in Eukaryota, Metazoa, Chordata, Actinopteri, Beloniformes, Adrianichthyidae. Bases 160 to 1665 code for a protein of 501 amino acids. The record is from RefSeq and is a predicted model, not a curated record. The transcript has 5 exons.
CACGAUCUCAACACCGGGCCACACCUCUGCCGCUCCCGGCCAGGUGACAUUUCACCGCUGUCACUUCAGACUAUGCUGCCACACAGGUGAUCACUCAAUAGAAGCUCAACACGGGUAGUUUUAGAGCUCCAGACAAAAAGUUAACUCUUAAACCAAAACAUGGCUGAAUCCCAGCUAAUGGUUCUGGACGAUGGUCGCAUCGGAGCCAGGAUCCCGGAGUCCAAACCGGAGUUUUACUACAGUGAGGAGCAGCGCAUUGCCAUCGAAGAACUGCUAAAGAACGGCGACGGCGCCUUCAAAACGCGGCUAAAAGAUGAGAAGAUGACGGACUUUCUGUCCGCCAGAGAAGUCAAGAUGUUGGUGAGCUCAUUCACACAGUAUGACACGGAGGGUGAAAGCAGCAACAACCCCACCACGGAGACCCACGCGGAUUCUGGAGUCCACUCCACCUACUGGCCGGAGAUGUCGGACACGGAGGUGCCGUCGCUGGAAAUCGGCUGGCCCAGCGGGGGGUUGUUCAAAGGGGUCACCCGGGUGGCGGUUCACACCCACCCACCCAAAGACAAUGGACCUCACCUUAAGGAAGUGGCGAGGCGGCUCAUCCAAGAGGCUUCAAAGGUGAUUGCAAUAGUGAUGGACCUGCUCACAGAUGUUCAAAUCCUGCAGGAUCUAAUGGAUGCAGCUUGUCAGCGUUCAGUGCCUGUUUACAUCUUGUUGGAUCGACAAGGCGUGCCACACUUUCUGGACAUGUGCUCCAGACUUCAGAUCGGCGUACGGCAUCUUCUAAAAAUCCGGACCAGAAUACUUCAGGGAAUUGGCUUCUGUUUGUCUUUUGGCAAAUUCCCUGGGUCUCUUUGUAAUAAGUACAUGCUGGUGGACGGGGACAAAGUAAUGUUUGGCUCUUACAGUUUCUCCUGGUGUACAUCUCGGAUGGAUCGAAACAUGAUCACUGUGAUGACGGGACAAGUGGUCGACUCUUUUGACAGAGACUUCCGAGAGCUGUAUGCUGUAUCUGAGAAGUUGGACCUCUACAAAGAAUUUCAUAUCAGUCAACCAGACAACACUAGAACUGCUACUGUGCGCUCCAAAUUGGAACCCAAACGCCCACCGCUACCAGCAACCACAUCCCGGUUCCAGGUCAGCUUAGGGGAUUCCCAGAACACCAACAUCCAAGUCCCCGCACACAAAUACUAUAAUCCAAAAUACUCGCUCCUUUUAGAGAGCCCUCUACGCCCAACAAUGUCUCUUCAAGAACUUGGACCUAAAAUAAAUUCUCUUCAUCCUGUGAUUUCUGAAGACAUGGACGAGGGAAGGCCGAGAGUGACCAGCAGUGUUCGGGUGAACACGACAAGUCCAGUAUCAGAGGCUGAACUGAGUGAAAGCCUACCCAAAGCUAAGCAAAAUGCACCAGAAAAAAGCUGGAAAGCGACAUGGAAGAGAAAAACUCGUAAGAAUUCAGUGAAAACUCCUCCGUCUACUGGAAUUAGUGCAACUGAUGAGACCGAAGACAGUUUGGAGAUUAAUGUACCUCGAUCUAAAGCAAGUAGAAAACUGUCCAAGCUGGAGAAAAAAGCGUCUCUGCAAACCGUCAACACAGCACAAGACAAUGAAAGCACCACUGGUAAAAGUCGUCUUCAAGGAAAACCAUCUUGUAAAGUGUCUUGAGCUUAACUUAUUUGCUUUAAAAUGCCUUUAGAAAUUCUUUCUUGACGACCACCUCACAUAUGUUUGUCAGUUUAAAACUCUUCAUGUGUUUUCUUUAUAAUGUCAAGUUUAAAUUGGAAUCUGAUUUAAUUAGGUUUGAUGCUCCUGAUAAAGUUAAUUUUAUGGGUUUAUUGAGGCCCUAAACCUGAUAUUUUCCUAGGAACGGUUGUCUGUUUACCUGCCAUGUAAUGCUGUUCUGAAAGAAACAAUAAUCACGUUUUUUUAAGCAAAAUAUGGAACAUUUGAUUGUCCAAAAAUAUUAACCAAAGUCAAUAGAUGCUUUUAACCCUUGUGCUAUCCUAGAGAUGUUGUGAGUGGGGUCAUCUGGACCCCACAAGACAGCGCCCAGAACUUUUUUCCCAAUGAUUUUAGAUUUUCACAGGUGUCCGUGGCAGACAAGAAAUCCUGUCCCCUUUAGUCCACUUUUGUCAUGUUAGGGAUUACGCAUAAGGGUGGGGUCAUCUGAACCCCUUAAGAUUGCACAAGGAUUAAUACUGUUGAGCAUUCACUCAGGAAGUGAGGUUUCUUCAAACAACAACCGGAAGGGGUUUGAAUGAACCGGUGAAGUUGGAUCCAUUUUUGAACACUUGAAAAAUUGCUUUAACUCCAUGCCAAUGGAGGACUGCAUGACUGUGAAAAAAGAUGAGUCUUAGAUAAAGAUUCUGCAAGAUUAGCCAGACAAUAAAUCUUUGUUUCUUAAACUUGAGAAUACAACACAAGACUGUUAAUUGGCAAAUCUAAAAUAAGUUUUUUUUGUCUGUUUUGAGUUCAUACUAUUUAUGUCAUAUAGAAAUAAAUGUUUACAAUUUAUGGCAAUAGUUUAUAUUUUGAUUUUUAUCAAAGGGGCAUUAACUUAACAGGAGUUCAAGUACAUUCCAACAAAAUGUAUGAUCAGUUUAGUAAGUUUAGGUUUAAACACCUUAGGGUAUUUUUUUUUUUAUCUAUGAGGAGACAGUGUUAAAGUUACUGUUUUUAAUAUUACAUUUUAGGUACAGUGUUUAAAAUGUAAAAAAAAUUGAAUUCUGUCUUCUUGUGACAAAAAAAGAAAAAGUUGUAUGUUUGUAAAUACUUUGUGAUAAUAAAAUAUUGAAUUCCAAAUUGUACAUUUUGUGAUUAUUCCUUUUUUUAAUUGUUGAUUAAAUCAUGCUAGUCAUUAUACGGCAAACUUGUAAUUGAUCGCAUGUUUUUCCACUUUUAUUCUAGUUUUUUUUUUUUUUUUUUAAAUCAUCGAUAAAAUAGACUUUGAUGUGUUAUUAUUGACAAAACAGAAUGGAGCACGUGUCAAAAUCAAGGCCCAGGGGCCAUAUCUGGCCCCCGGGGUAAUCAUGUCCGGCCCUCCAGAUAAUUUUGUUAAUAUUGUUAAUAAUUGUGACAGGAUAUAUUUUAUGGAGAACAAAAUCUUUUGGGAUGUU